AUGUUGACAAAACAGAGUGAGGAGCAGCUACAGGGCUGUGGUUUGGAACUACGUGGAAAACGAGGUGGUGGUCUCGGCAGGCAGUGGCGAUCCGGAGGACUUGGUAAGAUUUGGAGCUUGGUGCUGGUAUUUUUCCGCCGCUGGAUACUGGUAUUAUUGCCGCUACACGACGAUAUUUCUUUUGCACAUGGGACAUUCUUCUGCUUAUACCUGAGGUACGAAUAA
Messenger RNA from Gongylonema pulchrum, 225 nucleotides. NCBI's taxonomy places the organism in Eukaryota, Metazoa, Nematoda, Chromadorea, Rhabditida, Gongylonematidae. The record is from the annotation of a GenBank genome assembly.